AAACCGGAAGAGACCAUCUCAUCUCCUGUGAACAUGACUUCCAAGCUGGCUGUUGCUCUCUUGGCAGCCUGUGUGCUUUUUGCAGCUUUGUGUGAAGCUGCAGUUGUGCCAAGGAGCAGAACAGAACUUCGAUGCCAGUGCAUAAAGGUGCACUCCAAUCCUUUCAAUCCCAAAUAUAUCAAAGAACUGAGAGUGAUUGAGAGUGGACCAUACUGUGCAAACUCAGAAAUCAUUGUAAAGCUUGUCAAUGGAAGCGAGCUCUGCCUGGACCCUAAGAAAAAGUGGGUGCAGGAGCUUGUGAAGGCAUUUUUGAAGAGGACUGAGAAGCAAGAUUCAUGAAAGAAGCGCAUUCUUCAUGAUGUCCAAGAAUUCUUCAGUAAAGAUGCCAAUGAAACUUCAAACAAAUUUACUUCAGUGCUUCAUGUACUGUGUGGGUCUGUUGUAGGGUU
Cynocephalus volans (Philippine flying lemur) is the source of this 449-nucleotide messenger RNA. It is a transcript of the gene CXCL8, whose product is annotated as C-X-C motif chemokine ligand 8. Gene Ontology annotation, molecular function: chemokine activity. Lineage: Eukaryota; Metazoa; Chordata; Mammalia; Dermoptera; Cynocephalidae. The coding region runs from base 34 to 339 and encodes 101 amino acids. The transcript has 4 exons. Gene Ontology annotation, biological process: chemotaxis; defense response; immune response. The record is from RefSeq and is a predicted model, not a curated record. Gene Ontology annotation, cellular component: extracellular region.